GUAGUCGGCCGCACUCUUGACUCUUCCGACGCGUCAGUCUUAUUCGGCUCUCCGCGGCACCGACGUCGCGACCUCUACACCCCGCGCGCACACCGCUCAGCGAGUUUUACCCGUCGCAUCGCAUCGAAGUUCAAAAUAUUAAAGACACAACUACUAUUUGCGUCUUAAAUAGUUUGAAUUUCGCGUGCGAAAACGGUGUGCACAACACAAUAUUGUUUGGAAAUUUAUAAUAAUAACAUUUAUACGUAUUGCGACGAUUCCGCCGACGGAGUGUGAUCAUUUCGUGGCGAGUCCGUUUUUGUCGCGUCUCGACACCCAUCAACGCUCGGGUUGAGUUGCUGCUGGCCGCUGCCACCGCUGUUAUCGUCAUGCACCCGCACCCUCGGCGAAUCGUCCCUCUGUCGGUGACGCUGUCGCUGGUCGCUGCGAUGUUGGCCGGUUGCACCCGCGAGACCGCGUCACUCAAGUGCGACGGCGGCGGCGACGUCAACUUCGAACUGCUCACCGGGUACGCGGCCAGUCCGGCGGCCAAACAUGCGAUGCGCGAGCAGUUGGCCCUGUUCACCUUGCCGCAGUGCAUAGACGCUUGCAAGUCGGAUGACCAGUGCGCCGCCGUCACGUACGAGACAGGCGCCUGCGUGUCCUACGCCGCGGUGCCGCAGAAGAACGCCAACGCGGAUUUCCCUUUGAAACGAUCUCAUUACCCAACGCACACUGCAACGGUUGCUCGUAAAAUAUGUGUUCGAACACCGAAGUCGUGUAAUCAACGGUCGUGGAGUUUCGAUACAAUUCAUGGAGAACUGAAAGUCACAUCCAAACAACAUUUCAAAGCUAUUUCACGGUCUGGUUGUAUGAACAAGUGUUUAAAUGAAAAGAGCUUCCAAUGCAGGUCUGUCAAUUUCAACAAGGAGACCGGUGACUGUUACAUGAACGACGUGGACCGGUUCACCGUGUCCGGGCGCUCACCGAUCAGCAAUCGGUCGGCCGACGUCGUGGACUACAUGGAGUCGAACUGUGUAGUCGAGCAACCAAAGAUGUGUGACUUUGUAGAAGUAGGUGGCAAGCUUCUGAGGACUGUGGACGCCAUCUAUGAGAACGUGGCCACCGCCGACAGGUGCAAGGAGAUAUGCCUGGCGUCCAAGGAGUUCCAGUGCCGUUCAUUCGACUACAACGAGACGGGUGUGAACGUGUGCCGCGUAUCGCAUCACAGCACGUCCAGCCUGUCACAGCAGCAGCUGGACCACCGCCCUUACCUGACGGUAGCCGGUGCCACCACUUACCAGAUGUCGUCGUGCUUCAGCGUGAAGAUCGACUGCCGCGGUGCGGACAUGGUCGCGUCCGUGCACACCAACCGGCUGUUCGAUGGCAAGGUGUACGCAAAAAAUCGGCCGAGUUCUUGUGUCAAUGACGUGAAGAGCACUCUGGACUUCGACCUCCGGUUGGACUACCAUAGCCCAAACUGUGACGUCCGGCAGGAUCAACCAGGAAAGUUUUUCACCGAAAUAAUUAUCCAGCACCACGACCAGAUCGUCACGGGCCAGGACAUCGGACUUUCAGUGCGCUGCUCGUACGACCUGCAGAACCGAAGCGUAGGUCAGGGCAUCGAGCUGGCGAUGGCGCCGGCCACAGAACCCGGUGACGACGGGGUCGAGUCGGACGCGGCUGACAAAAACGGAGGUGGUGUAGGCGGAGUCGGAGGCAACGGUGUGGAAGAAACGGCAUUCGUCAUUUCGCCCACGGUGAUGAUGAGGAUCACAAACAGGGCAGGCGGUGACAUACACGCUGCGCAGGUGGGCGACCCUCUCAGUCUCAGGUUCCACAUACUCGACGACCGUUCUCCGUACGAGAUAUUCGUCCGGGAACUGAUUGCCCUAGACGGCGUGGACACCAGCGAGAUACUGCUCAUCGACGGCGACGGUUGUCCCACGGACCCUGCCAUCAUGGGACCGAUAUCGGCCGUGGACACGGGUGGUGGUGGUACAGUCAAGAUCCUGGAGGCGCCAUUCGACGCUUUCAAGUUCCCCACGUCGGACAUCGUACAGUUCAAGGCACUGGUCACUCCUUGUUUGCCAAAGUGUGAGCCCAUCAACUGCAACGUGGUCGGCCACAACGGAGCAGUCCGCCGGGCUGACUCCUUCGGAAGGCGGCGCCGUAGACGCAGCGCCGGCGGUGGCAACCAAACCGACGAAGUAGUCUUCCAGGAGAUCCGCAUCGAGGACAAGUUUAAAUUUGAAGCCCAACGGGGCGAGCCCGGCCACGAAAUCAACUUCUCGGGCAGCAGCGGCACCUCCACCUCCACCAUCACCACAGGCGACCAGAACACCUUAUACUGGAACACGUAUGCUUUCGCACUGGUGCUGGUAGCAUUCGUCGUGCUCCAGCUGUUCGUCAUAUUCGCGUGCUGGCUAUGCGCCACGUAUAGGUCUCGAGGCAACCGUGAGGCCGCCUCCAUAUACGAAUCGGCCGUCAGCGAGUACGCCUCCACGGUCCGGACACCAAUAUCCUGGGACAACAGUUAUUAUAAAUGAUUUCCGAGCGUUGGGAGAUGUCAAUUACCGAUUAUAUGGUAUAAUAUACCACACUGUAUAGUACUAUUAUAUACCUAGGUAUUGUGUGUAUCGGGGCUGCCCGUGACCGAAAACUUAUCCACAUAAUGUAGGUUACGUAGUAUUAUUGUAAUAUAUAUAGGUAUAAAUUAAAUUAAACUGCGCCCACAGAACAAUAACGAUGUACUAUUAGGUAACGUGGAGUCGGUGAUAGGGUCGUAUGGGGAGGGUCACGAUCAACACCGCACGGAUAUGGCGAAGUUUGUCGUCUUUAUUAGGAGUUGCGGUGGUUAUUAUACUUCGGAUUUUCUCGGUGACUGAUCUGAUAUGCAUAUUAUAGGUACCUACACUAUAUUAAAUUAACUAUUAUUAGAUUGUAAGAUUUUUAUAAAAAUAUUUUACGGGCGUGAUUAUUGUGUUUAUCCUCACUACUUAACUUCCUUAAAUACACCAAAAAACGCCAAAAUAUAUCCAUUAAUUGUUUGUUAAAACUAUUCAGUCUGACUUGAUACUUAAAAAUUCAUAAAAAGACUAGAAAUUUAUCAGUACAGUGCAGUGUCUUUUUUGUUUUUCCGAAAUCACUAAUACAAAGAUGUUAUGAUUGUUCUCAAAACCUUUAUGUUUGUGUUUUGAAACUAAUUGAACACCUUUUUUUGUUAAUGUGAAAAAAUAAAAAUCCUAUUGCCCAGUCAAAGUUCUCCUCUUUUGGUUAUUUUUGUCAUACAAUUUAAAAUUAUGAUCUAAAACUGUAUAACCUUGUCGAAUAAUUUCGUUGCAAAAUCUUUUUUCUCUUUAUAUUAUUUGGUAAUUUGUGAAAAACAUUAGUAUAGCUGUGGGACAAUUUGUUAAAAUUUCAAAUCUCUAAAUUAUUAUUUAAAGACCUAUACAAUCCGGUUUUUUUUUCAUUAAAAUGAGUUUUCUUAAGAUUUUCAAUUGAUUCUUAAGUUCACUUCUACCCAUGUAACGUUAAACGUUAUUAUCACUGUACGUGUAAAUAAUAAACUGUAGUUUGUGUAUUCAGGGAGUACUCUCUCUAUUUAAGUAUAAGUACCUACGUCACUGCAAUAUCUAUAAAAGUGCAAAAUUAUUAUUACACAUAUCUAUCAUUAUUUAUUAUGUUAUCUAGUUAUCCUAAUAAUAUAUUCAUAACAACUUUAAAUCUACCUAGUUCUCGAUUAUUUUUAUUUAUUCUUCAAGAAGAUAAUGGGCCCUACUGAACACGUUUUCAUUACUUAUAUAUUUUUACUUGCUUUGUAACGCCACUGACAUUGACUACUUACGCAAUAUAUAGGUAGCUAUUUUGGACAUUUACGUAAGUACGAGUACGAGUAGUAUAGUAAUAGUUCUUAGAAUUUGCUUGAAACGGUAUUUAUGGUAAAUUGUAAACACUAAACAUUUGCAUAAUAGCUAAGAACCUAACAUAUUGUACUAAUAUUAUAAUUAUUAAUAAUUAUUAAAAAAGAUUGGAUACAUUUUGCUCUAAUAUAUUUAUUCACUUUAUUUCACUAGCAUAAAACCGAGUUCUAGAAAAUCACAUUUUAUACUUUUAUAAAACUAUUAUAAACCUACUUACUAUUAAGCUAUCAUUUUAUCCCACAUCUAUAAAAUAUUUUCGGAAAUAAUAUCAAGUUACGCCUAAUCUCUACAGCAGUAGAUAAGUUAAGUUUUAGUUUAUUUUAACAAGGAACUCAGUUAGUUUAUUGUUUUAUUGUGUUUUAUUAAAGAUUUAAAUCAUAAAUGUAUUCGAUCACGUAUCCAUAGCGAACGUGAGAUGAUGAUCGCUUAUCAUCUCAUAAAUGGAUACCACCGAAGACAAAAUUGUGUUAUGUUAGAUAUUUGAAUACCCAGUGUAACUAUUUUUUUUUUUAACGAUACUAAGAUAAUCCAUUAUACAAAUCCUUUAAAAGAAUUGAGUAGGAUUUUUUAUUUUUUUGUAUUGUAAUCAAUUAUUUAUCAUGUUUUUUUUUAUUAUAUAAAUCUAUUUUCUAGAAAUAUUUUUUACAUUUGUGAUUUAAAUUUUGAGUUCAAGAAGUAUAUUCUCUUUUAUAGUUUCAUGAAACUUAAUAUUAGAGAACUUGGAUUAAUGGAGGAAUGCCUUUAUCGUUAAAAUUUGCAAAUACCCACUAAUAAAACUAAUUUUAAGGUACAUGCAUGUGUAAUUUAUUUAUUUAUUUAUUUAUUUUGUUUAUUUUUAUAUUAAGAACAACUAUUAAUGUUAACAAUAUUGUAAAGUACCUAAUAUUUCAAAUCUUUGAGUAAAUAGGUAUAUCAAUAUAAUAAUGAACUAUGUGUAGUUCAUAGUACCUGCAUUGGCUUAAUAUUUAAGGGGGAUAACUGAUAAUAAUUAAAUAUGGUGCCUAACUAAUUAAUGUAAAGCUUUAUAUUAAUUAACGAUGUUUUUAAGAUAUUAAUUUACCUAUGAAUUACCAUAAUAAAUUCAUUGAACGUAUGUUAAAAUAUAAGGGAGAGGCUGACAUACAUA
Messenger RNA from Myzus persicae (green peach aphid), 5028 nucleotides. RefSeq lists its product as uncharacterized. The coding region runs from base 369 to 2528 and encodes 719 amino acids. The record is from RefSeq and is a predicted model, not a curated record. NCBI's taxonomy places the organism in Eukaryota, Metazoa, Arthropoda, Insecta, Hemiptera, Aphididae. The transcript has 5 exons.